AUGUACGAAGGGAUUGACAACCUGAAAUCCCUUUACGAACGUGCCGGGAAGACUUUCUCCGGCGGUCCUUCUGCGGCACAGGAUGUGUCGCGUCGUACUGCUCGACCAGACCCAGUACGUCAACCAUCAAUUGGGAGCGGGGCUCCCAAGAAUCCCAGGACGGGGGAUAGCCGCGCCACCGGACGAGGUAACUCGUCCGACGUCCGUUCACGUCGCGGUGGUUCAACAGCUGCUCUACUAGAUAGCGCUGGCCACCGCGAGAGUCCUCUAAUGGAGGUGGAGGAGGAGGAAAGACGCUCUCCACACGAUCAUGUGGAUCGGUGUGUUCCCGAGAGCUUCUUUGAUCGCGUAACGCAAGGGUUACGCGACGAUCUCGAGCAUGAGCGGAAUAGGCGUCUCCAGAUGGUGGACACUGCCUCGAAGCAUCGAGCUGAGUUUGCCUUUGCUCAGCUUGAGAACGAGAGAUCUCUGACAUCUCUUCGUGACGAGCUAAGGGUAGCUCGUGGGAUUGUUGAUCGGUCUCGGGCUGAGAUAACUGCUCUUCAGACCCUUGUUGAUGCCCACCAUCGGGAGCACAAGGCUCUCUGCGAGAUGCUUGAGCGCAAGGGCGUUCUUCAUCGGAAGAAGCAGCGUACUGAUGGUACGGCUUAA
Messenger RNA from Peronospora matthiolae, 651 nucleotides. Lineage: Eukaryota; Oomycota; Peronosporomycetes; Peronosporales; Peronosporaceae. The record is from the annotation of a GenBank genome assembly.